GUCUUUAGUUAUCACGGGAAGGGACGCAUCUUGGUAGACGCAUGUCAACAAACGAGAGGGUGGACCUUUGAUUACGCGUUAAACGCGUUCAAACUUGGCUUUCUCUCUCUCUCUCUCGAAUCCUCUCGAGGAAGGUGAUUUCUUUGGCGAAAGGCGAUAUUGAUCGAUUAUGCAUGUCUUCGAUCAAGCCUCUUCUUGUUAUGAUCGGUGGGGAAAGGCGAUUGAUCGGGGGUUCCUGCAGUGGCUCGGCUAUAAUCAAAAGUGUAUCGGUGGCGACGGAGCUCUCCUCGAGGGCGCCGGAGCUCUCCUCGAGGGCGCCGGAGCUCUCCUCGACGGCGACGGAGCUCUCCUCGAUGGCGAUGAAGCUGUCUCUCGGUGGCGACGGAGCUCUUUCACGGUGGCUCUCCUCGAAUCUCAAACCGGCUGCGUGGAUCCACGGUACAAAAGGAAGGAACCUCAAAGCAGUGAACCGCAAAGCAGAGCAAUACAGGUUAUUGGACUCUUUGCAACUCACGGAUUCUGUCUUGGACUAUCUUGCAACUCUCUUCUCUCCCUUCUGUCACAGACCAGCAAAGAAACUUUGGCAUCAUGUUGUUGUUUGUCACGGAUUGUGGUUUCUGUUUGUUUGUAGUAUCAGGUCUUGUCAAGACCUCGUGUUGUACUCUCUUGUCAAGAACUCGUGUUGUAGUCACUUUCAUGUCACGGACUUUUGUAUUUUACUCUGUUGUACUCUCUUCUCAAUAACUCGUGUUGUAUUAUCUCAU
Molecule: messenger RNA, 764 nt
Organism: Brassica oleracea var. oleracea
Lineage: Eukaryota; Viridiplantae; Streptophyta; Magnoliopsida; Brassicales; Brassicaceae
Exons: 4
Coding region: 170-631 (153 amino acids)
Source: RefSeq, a predicted model, not a curated record